This is a messenger RNA of Calliphora vicina (urban bluebottle blowfly), 981 nucleotides long. RefSeq lists its product as uncharacterized. NCBI's taxonomy places the organism in Eukaryota, Metazoa, Arthropoda, Insecta, Diptera, Calliphoridae. Bases 13 to 834 code for a protein of 273 amino acids. The record is from RefSeq and is a predicted model, not a curated record. The transcript has 3 exons.
UCAGAUAAAAAUAUGGAUAUGGAUGAAAAAUUAAUAAAAGAAGUCCGCUGCCGUACAAUUUUGUAUGAUCUGGGUCACUCAGAUUAUACAAAAUUGAAAAAGAAAGAAUAUGCAUGGAGGGAAGUUGCAGCCAAAGUAAAUUUGAGUGAAUCGGAAUGCAAAAAACGAUGGAAAGGGCUCCGUGAUUCCUACAAGCGGUGCAAGAGGAUGCAACAAGCUUCUGGCAGUAGUGGUGAGACUUCAAAAAGAAAGUGGAGAUAUUUCGAGACCUUGAAAUUCUUGGAUAAUGUCAAAAGAUCCAGGCCAAACUCUAAAUAUAACGAAUUAUAUUGCAAUGAUGACGCAAUACAAUUAUUUGUCGAUAACUCAUCCAAUUCUUCAAAGCACCAUAUAAUUUAUAAGGAGGAAUCUGAGGAUUAUCAGAACUAUAAUGAAAAUAUUACAGAUAAAGAAAUUCAGUUAACGAGCAAGUUUUGUGAUAAUAACGAAGAGUCUGAGCACGAAGAAAUUACCAGCGAACCUGCCAAAAAAAUCGAAACAUUACCCCAAAUUGCUGAUGAUCCCAUAUAUUGUAACAAUUAUUUUACACAUAAUGUCACUAGCGAUGAUAACGAAGACGUGAAUAGAGUCGACAAAUCAGCAAGUGAUUUAUGUGACAACAUAAGUAAUUUGCUAGAGAAAUAUAUUCAAACAGAAGAAGAUGACAAUGAUUUGUUUUUGAAAAUGAUUGGAAAGAAAAUGAAAUCUUUACCACUAACUGUGAAAUAUCGUCUGCAAGAACGCUUCUUAAAAGAAGUUAAUGAUGAAAUACGAAAAAUAAAUGUAAAAAUAUAAAUAUAAUAUACCACAGAUUAUUUGUUAAGUAUAUGUAUGUUGUCAAUGUUUGUAUUUUACUAAAAUACGGAAUAGGUUAAAAAUACAAAACCAUUUCUAUACUUGAAAUCGUCAUUCAUUUUCAAUAAAAGACGAAUUGGCUUAAUA